Alternaria atra is the source of this 1410-nucleotide messenger RNA. RefSeq lists its product as uncharacterized. The record is from RefSeq and is a predicted model, not a curated record. Lineage: Eukaryota; Fungi; Ascomycota; Dothideomycetes; Pleosporales; Pleosporaceae. The transcript has a single exon. Bases 1 to 1410 code for a protein of 469 amino acids. Gene Ontology annotation, molecular function: catalytic activity.
AUGGUGCUAUUGCCAUCAUCUCCGGCUGUGUCCACCUUCAACGAACCCUUCAUCUCGGCCCUCGAUGCCGCUGCGCCUGACAACGCCAACGAUGAUCCGAACUACUAUGCUCGUUACCCGCGGUCACUAAUCACGACCUCUAAUCUAGACGCGUUUAUGACUGGCACCGGAUCCGCCAUCUACGAGUCUUUGGUACCGCUGCUCGAGUCUGCCUGUCAUGAGCUCAUUCUGGUGACCUGCUUCUGGGCCAGAUCGACAACUCUGGAUACACUCAAUGAGGUUCUGCGAAGACUAUCUGAAAAGGCCGUCAGAAGGGGAACAGACAAGAUCAGAGUUCGGUUAUGCUUUUCUUCCAGCUCAGUCUUCCAGAAACUAUUCCACAAGCAAGCUACCACAGGACAGACGUAUCCACCUUCAACAUGGGUCAAGAAGCUGGGCUUGCCUGACCCAUCUGAACUCAACGGACUAGACCUCAAGAUCAAGUCUAUAUUCAUUCUACCAUUUAGUGUCAUGCAUCCAAAAUUCAUCCUCAUCGAUCGGAAGACCGCAGUAUUACCGAGUUGCAAUAUCAGUUGGGAGGAAUGGUUCGAGGGUGCCAUCACCCUUACUGGACCUGUUGUGGAACAUUUUCUCAAGUUCUAUCGUACUUUUUGGGAGCGGCGAGAGGAUGCCCCGACUACCCUCGAUGCUCCUGAAAGCGCUGCGGUCAAGCUUCACAACGCAUUGAAAUCGUCACAAUUAUUGUCGGCUCGGUCUAUACAUACCAUGUUUCUUCCAAGCCCACACCGUCGCAAUCCACGCUUCAAUCUCAUCGGAGCUCAGGACGCCCUGCAAGCUCCACCAACACCUUUGAACGUUUUCAUACUUACACUUUUUGCAAAGGCCGAAAGGAGCAUCCGUAUACAGACACCAAACGUCACUGCACCGCCUGUCUUGUCCGCAAUACUUAGAGCGCUUGCCCGUGGUAUUAAUGUCCAUAUUCUGACCUCUGAGCGUCUCAUGAUACUCGAGCAGUUGGUCACAGCAGGUACCACAACAUCACGCUGCAUCAAGAAGCUCAUUAAACGCUAUCAACGGCUGGGUCACAAUAGUGGUAACCCGAAUGAUGAAGAGGCGGCUAUAGCGACUCCCAAGCCCGGUCGCCUGCAUGUGUCGUACUUCGAGCCAAUCGGCGGACCCAAGAACAAGGGCAACGAGGCAGGAGAGCCUCAACAGUCGCACCUCAAGAUGACUAUUGUAGACGACGAGGUGCUUAUUCUGGGCUCUGGAAACCUCGAUCGGGCGAGUUGGUUCACAAGCCAAGAGUUGGGAGUUGCCUUCUUCGACAAGGAAGUGGUUGAAAAGGUUGGCAGUGCGGUUGAUGAAGGUACACAGGGAAGGAGCAAGGUAGUGUUUGACAGUGAGGGCUAA